CAGAUGGAAGGAAGAUGACUUUUGCGCAAGCGCAGCAGCCGCACACGUUGUUUUGAUAUGGUUGUCGCAAAAUAGCUAAUAGAUAUUCAUGUUUAAACAGCUUUACCACGCUGUUUACGCUGUUUAUUGUCUCAGUGUUACACAUGAAGGUUUCUGAUACGACUGGAGUAGCUGUAAUUAGCUGUUGGUCAAACGGGACGACAGAGAAAGCUGACGUUUAAUGAAAGCUAACCUUUCUAGCUUAGCACUCUGUAGCGACAAGUGGCAGCAUGGCAGCUGUACUGGAGCUGAUUGCUGGGAGCUACGAGCAGGUCACUUUUGGUUACCGAGUGAAUACUGAUGCAGAAGAGUGGACCGUCAAUGCGAACUUCACACAUCACGCGCACACAGCGUCCAUAUCAGCUGCGGCAGCCAGUGAGAGGUUUGUUGUCACAGGAAGCAAAGAUGAGACCAUACAGCUGUACGACAUGAAGAAGAGGACCGAACACGGAGCUUUACUGCAUCAUGAUGGCACCAUCACCUGCCUGGAGUUUUAUGGGGCAUCUCAUUUACUGAGCGGAGGAGAGGAUGGACUUAUAUGUGUGUGGAGCACAAAGAAGUGGGAGUGUCUGAAAUCCAUCAAAGCUCACCAUGGCCAUGUCACAUCGCUGUCUGUCCAUCCGUCUGGGAAACUUGCUCUUUCAGUUGGGACAGAUAAGACUCUCAGAACAUGGAAUUUAAUUAACGGAAGAUCGGCCUUCAUCAAAAACAUAAAACAGAAUGCACACAUUGUAAGAUGGUCUCCAGAUGGGGACAAAUAUGUGGCUGUGGUGAAUGACAAGGUGAACACUUACGACCUGGAGACAGCCUCUGUGACAGGAACAAUCACAAACCCCAAGAGGAUAUCAUCUGUUAAGUUCCUAAAUAACUCCAUCCUGGCCGUCGCAGGAGACGAUGAAGUUGUGAGGUUUUGUGACCUGGGAAAAGAAAAAUGGGUGUGUGAGUUUAAGGCUCAUGAAACCAGAGUGAAAGCGGUUGACAGUUUCAUGAUGGAGGACUACUGCGUGCUGGUGACUGCUUCAAAUGACGGAUUCAUCAAAAUGUGGAAACUCAACUUAAAAAAGGAGCUGGAGUCUCCCACUCUUCUUGGAGAAGUGAACACAACGGCCAGACUGACGUGCCUUGCUGUGUGGAAACCUUCAUCAGUUCAGCAGACCGCUGAGGAACCAGCAGCUGAGGCAACAACCUCAGAAGAACUCGCACAGGAGCUUUCAAAGACAAAAAGAGUCCGAAUUGUAGCAGAAGAAGUCGUUCUAGAAGACGAGAGUAAACCCAAAAAGAAGAAAAAGGACAGUGGAAAAUAAAAUGUAAAACAAAUAAAUCUGUUUUGUUAUAGAUCGACUUAUGUCUGGACUUAUUUGGUCACAUAUGCAUGUGCUGUUUGUGGUUGCCAUAGGGAGGUCAUAAAGUACAGCUCUUAAGAACAGAGUUUGUAAAUAUGACACACAUGAAAAGAAGAA
This is a messenger RNA of Etheostoma spectabile (orangethroat darter), 1499 nucleotides long. RefSeq names its product PAK1 interacting protein 1 (gene pak1ip1). Gene Ontology annotation, molecular function: protein binding. The record is from RefSeq and is a predicted model, not a curated record. Lineage: Eukaryota; Metazoa; Chordata; Actinopteri; Perciformes; Percidae. The transcript is spliced from 10 exons. Bases 270 to 1343 code for a protein of 357 amino acids.